GGACACGGCCCCGACCACGGGGCGGCCUGGCCCGGGGUGCGCACAGUCCAGCCAACUGUGCGACCGCUGUCCAGACACGGGACGCCCACAUCCGACACCCCCCACAACCUCGCCGGCGGCCUAGCCGGCGCUCCCUUGGUGCUGCAGAGGGAGUGUCGCAAGACAAAAGGGCGGCUCGGCCUCCCCAUGACCCCGGCUUACAAAUGAAGACCAUGCCCCGCUUCAAGCGUCCGUCCACCCGGCGUCUCGGCCCGCUCAGGGGGAGCGGGGACGGGCUGCGUGAGCACCAGGCCUCAUUCUCUGACCCCAACACCUAAACAAUUCAUUUCAAUUAAUUCCUCGCGAUUGGAGUAGACGGUCUCACCCGUACCCCGGGUGUGUAUAACGGCAACUGGACGACUCCUCACCCGGGCUCAGUCGGUCUCCUCAACGACUGGGAGGAAAAUGCCGCGUGCCGCCGGCCGGCUUCUGCUUCUCAGCGAUGAAACGCACCCGUCAGCCACCGCUGCUGCUGGCUGCCUGCCUCCUGGAACUUGUAGUCCAAUUCUCUAUUACAGACCGCUUCACGACAAGGAACUAAUUAAUAUAUGAACUGCAUUUCCCAUCAAACACUUCUCGGAGGCGCCGGCCUCCCAUGUGCCCACUGACGAAACGGCACUUCUUUGGAGACUCUCGCAUUCUCCCUCGGCCUUCUUGGAGUUGUAGUUCAAUAUGGGAGCCUUGCUUUGGCCUUGCCCAGUGACCAGGAUACCGAGGACAACAUUUCCCAUGACCGAUCGCUGCAAUGCCGCUAACGUAUACAACAUAGCUUUUCGAUGUACACAUCAAAGAUGGGGAAAAAAGUAUAUUUGUAGAUUGAAAUUAAAUCUGAAAGACAACCUAUAUUGUCAAACCCACCAAGUGAAACCAAGGAAAUGCCCCCCCCCGGCUGCGGGUCCCGUGACUGAUUGACGUCAACGAGCUGGAGCUGUCAUAGAGCGCCGCAAACGUCUCGCCCAGUAGGAGGAACUACAACGACCAUAGUGCCUUGCGGCGUAACCUAGGUAACGAGCGGCCGCAGGCUCGCCAACGGUCAGCGGAGGCUCCCCGGGGUGGCGUGGCACGGUGAGCGGCACGUCUGGUUUCCAACUGAACAUCCUGUGACUGUUGGUUCAUGGCCCUUCCAUCAGCCCCGCCAAGCUACUCCGAGGCAAUGGCAGGCAAAGAUCCCCGGUUGCCGGGUCACCAGCCAGUCUACGCUGUCCCACAGUCGGUGUACGCAGGCCAGCAGCCUUAUCCCAUGCAGCCGCCAUACGUGAUCCAGCAGCCUUACUCCAUGCAGCAGCCGUACCCUGGCCAGCAGCCCAGGGUCCAGUCAGGAGCAGUACAUCCCAACUGGGCCAUUGAACAGCCUGGCUCCCACCCUGGAUUCAGUCCUGGAUAUGCGUCUGCCGCAUUCCCCCCUUCCUCUCAGCCCAGCAACCUCGGGAGCAUUGACGCGUUUACCACAGAGGCCUGGAGCAACCAAAUGAUAAGGCACACGUUUAUCCGGAAGGUUUAUGCCAUUUUGAUGGUUCAGUUGCUGACGACCUUUGGACUCGUGGCUGUAUUUAUGUUCUGUGAACCAGUCAGGCGAUAUGCUCGUAAGAACGCAAUCUUGUACUACACCUCGUUUGUGGUCUUCAUCGUCACCUACCUCAUCCUCGCCUGUUGUUCAGGAGUCAGGAGGCGGUAUCCCUGGAACGUAAUUCUUCUGGCAGUGUUUACUCUGGCUUUGUCAUACAUGGCAGGGAUGCUCACUAUCGUCCACAACACAAAGACUGUGCUACUGUGCAUUGGGAUAACGGCCUUGGUGUGUCUAGCAGUCACCAUCUUCUCCUUCCAAACAAAGAUUGACUUCACCUCGUGCAAGGGGCUGAUGUUCGGGCUGGUAAUAGCCUUACUACUCACCGGCCUGGUCAUGGUCUUCACCGUCCCCUUUGGAUACCUGCCAUGGUUACAGAUCGUAUAUGCAGGACUUGGAGCCAUCGUCUUCACUGUGUUCCUGGCUUACGACACACAGCUGCUGGUGGGCAACAAGCGCUACUCGCUGAGCCCCGAAGAGCACAUCUUCGCCGCGCUUUGCCUCUACGUCGACAUCGUCUUCAUCUUCUUCUUCAUGCUCCAACUCUUCGGAGGCCGCGAGUGAGCAGCCGGCGGACGCUCGGCCCUUUCCCACUCGCCUAUCCCUCCGCCGGAGAAACCAACACGGCUCGAUCCCCGCUUCCAGCACCAGUCACCGCUCCGUGAACCUCACUCCCGGGACCCGCUCCUUCCUCGCCCUCUGCUCAACUUGCCCCCACUUCUGCUGACUUUCCCCGCAUCACAUCUCUCUUUCCGGGUCUACAGACACCGCCCCAGGUCGCCUCAGCUCAAAUCCUCCCAGGCUCCGUUCGGCGGGGAUUGGGGCAGCGAUUAUCUGCCGAGUCGGAACUUUAUUCCAACCAAAGAUCUUUGAUUCCACCCGCCUUCCCUCCCACCAGGUCUAAGAUCAUUAUUACCGAUCCUCCCAACAACAGAGCAGGCGGCGACUCUCCUCCCCGAUCAGUAUACACUUUGAUAUAUUGUAGAUGUGGGCAAAUGUUGGAGCGAACUCCUCUCCUAUCCCCGGAACAAAGGCGGCUCCGCCUCACCGCCGGCUCCCCUGCAGCCCCACCUGUCCUGGGGCCACGCUGCCGCCGCACCCACUUCAACACAUCUCAGCUGUAAACAUUUUCCAAUUCUCUCUAUGGUGGCGACGGUAUUUUCCGUAACCUCUGUGCCCCGUUCAAUUAAAGUAUUGUUACAACUUU
Amblyraja radiata (thorny skate) is the source of this 2810-nucleotide messenger RNA. Its product is annotated as protein lifeguard 2-like. Gene Ontology annotation, biological process: negative regulation of apoptotic signaling pathway. Gene Ontology annotation, cellular component: membrane; Golgi apparatus; endoplasmic reticulum. The coding region runs from base 1154 to 2167 and encodes 337 amino acids. The transcript is spliced from 12 exons. The record is from RefSeq and is a predicted model, not a curated record. NCBI's taxonomy places the organism in Eukaryota, Metazoa, Chordata, Chondrichthyes, Rajiformes, Rajidae.